AUGACGUUACGCUUCGACAGGAUUCUUUACAUGAUGCUGCUGCUCAUCCUGAGUCUCUUUGUUGCUCUGCACGGUGCCUCUGCUCUGGUCUGGUCUGGUGUGUAUCAGGACGCCCAGUGGAAGGCUCAGAUGUGCUGUGAUCUGGGUUCAGAUGGUCUUGGGCAUCCGGAUGAGCCCAGCGAACCCAGAAAUAGCUCCAGCGUUCAGUGUCGUGUCCAAAACUUCACAAACAGCCUGGAAACUAGCAGCGACCAGCAGUCAGAGCUGCUGUCUGAAAACUGCUUGGACAUCCGGUGCCGACUGGAAGACAAACAAGCGAAUGUAAUUUGUUAUCUGAAGCACCACAGAGCAACAAACCUGCCCACCGGUGGACUGACCGUUAGCCUGUGGCCAGUGGGAAGGGAGCAGGAUGAACUGAACAGCUCCUCUGUGGUACAGUGUACUGGGGACGAUGACAUCAGUUGUUCUGUCGCUCUUCGUCCCAGCGAUGCUUCUGUCUCACUGUUCGUUGGUGGAUUGUUGAACGGCGUCCGUCUGCAGUCACAGGAGAUGCACAUCAGCGUCGAUCAGUUACGGUUGCCAGCUCCUCUGUUUAAUCUGCAGUAUAACGUCACCACUGAGGGUGAAGUGAUGAUUACAUGGAACGACUCACAAACCUGCAGACAGCCGUCGUGCUACCAGAUCCGCUACUCAUCCAACACCUCGCUCGAACACUGGGAGGUGUUUGAGGUCCAGGAUCCGUGGGUGUCUCUCAGGGAUCUCGGUUCUGGAGUCAGAUAUACAGUUCAGGUUCGCUGCCGGAGUCUCCAUCACCCGGAUCACUGGACUGACUGUAGUCACCCCCUAUAUCUCGCACUCGAUGUGAGCUACAUUCCGGCUGAGCUCUUCACCAGGCCCGGUGAGGACGUGACCGUGUACUGUGUGCUUCACAACCGCAGCUGGACGGCCAGCAGGGCCGUGUGGAUGCUGAACGGUCAGCUGAUUCCUGACAGCCACUACAGAGCGAUCAAUGAGCGGGUCAGCGCGGUCACUGUGAGGUCUAAAGAGCCUGGGUUCGAUACUCUGAUGUGCUGUUACCCGUGGGGGGAGAGAUACAAGUGCAGCAUCGCUUAUGCCAAGGUCUAUAUAGAAGGACUAUUUGAGGCCGAUAUAAGCUGUCAGACUGACCAGCAUUUUAAAGCUGACUCCAUGACCUGCAAAUGGAAUAAGAGCGCAUGGGCGUUGGUUCGAUUCCUCUACAGACGUUAUACAGGACUGUGUGAGGAGAUGCAGCGUGAGGAGGAACCGAGCUCUGAAGUCGAGGAGUGCCCAGAAGGAGCCGGAGACUACCGGCAGUGCACCCUGCGGCGCCUGAGCCUCUUCUCCUGCUACAAGCUCUGGCUCGUGGUGGAGGGCGGGCACGGCAAAGUGAGGUCACUUCCUGUCUUUCUGUCGCCUGUCAACUAUGUAAAACCGUCUCCACUGUCAGUCCUGGACGCAGUAUCGUUCCCCAACAAAACCUUGAUGGUGAGCUGGAGGCGCCCUUACCUGCCCGCGUACGAUCUGCAGUACGAGCUGCGCCACGUUCCCGUCCGUGGUUCGGCCGACUCGCAGUGGAAGGUGUUUGGUCCUAUAUUGGAACCACAGGCGAGCGUUCCGGUGGAUGGCCCGUGUUCCCAGUACAAGGUCGCGGUUCGGUUCAGACGGUUGAAUGGUUCGGGUUACUGGAGUGACUGGAGCGAUGCUCGUACCUCCUCAGUUUACAGCAGUAAAGCUCCAGAGUCGGGACCUGAUUUCUGGAGAGUUAUUCAAGAGGAUCCUGCAAGAAAUCAGGCUAAUGUUACUCUGCUCUUUAAGAUCCCAGCAGUGGAUCCAGACAGCUGUGUGCAGGGACUCUUGGUCGUGCACCAGACCUCCGGCGGCUCGGUGUGGUCGGACGACGCGGCCCUUGGCUCAUCGUACACGUUCCAGUGGGGAGAGGAAGUCCAUACGGUCACCGUCAUGUCUCAUAAUUCUGUAGGCUUCUCAGCCAGGAACAGGAACAUGACUCUGGAGCACCAACCUAAACGACAGUGUGUGCGCUGGUUCCGUGCAGCAGCCAAUGCUUCAUGCGUGUCUCUUUCCUGGACCCUGACGUGUGAACAGUCUUCGCUCCAGUCCUUCGUUGUUGAGUGGCUGGAGCUCAGCAGGGACGCUGGCCAGGGAACAUCUUCAGCCAGGAGAACAGAGUGGCUCAGAGUGCCCUCCACCGCCAGGGAUCUUCACCUGUAUGGGCAUUUUUAUGGCACAGAGGAGUUUAAACUGUACCCAGUGUUUGUGGAUGGUGAGGGCGAGCCUGUGAGAUGCACAAUGCGGAAUGAUCUUGCAGCCUACAUGCUCCUCAUGAUUAUCGCCUUCCUCUCCGUUGUGCUGUUUGUCACGCUGAUCAUCUCACAGAACCAAUUAAAGAAGCUGAUGUGGAAGGACGUACCAAAUCCCAGCAACUGCUCUUGGGCCAAGGGGAUGGAUCUCAACAAGAUGAACGGUACAGAGAGUCUGUUUGGUCAUUCUGAGGGCCUCACGUCUUGCCCACUUCUGCCAGUCUCUGAAAAUGUGUGUGAGGUGGAGAUCGUGGAUAAACUCUUCAUUCUUGAUGAAGAUCGAGAAGACAAGGCCCUGCUGCAUCGUUCCUUCGAUAAGGAAGGCAGAAGCACCAACCUCACAUCGAAAGAAGGAUCGUUAGAACCUCUGUCUCUUGACAUGUCCACUGUCGCCACAACCCCAGAAACAUCAGGCCAGUCAUCUGUAAAUUACUCCACCGUGCUGGUCUUCGAUCAGCCCGUGCUUCUCAGGAAGCAGCAGGAGAGUCUGAGCAGCUCCAGCGAUGAGGGCAACUUCUCAGCAAAUAACUCUGAAAUCUCCGGCUCCUUUUCUGGAAAUCUCUGGGAGCUGGAGAACCCGUCAUGCUCAGACGGCGCAAAUCCGAGGAACUCCUGCUCUUAUAACUCCGGGGAGGAGUUUUCUGAAACAUCAGAACACGAGGACGAAAACUCAGUGGUCAAAGAACUCUACUAUAUGGGAAUGAAUGAUGAGGAAGACGAAGAUGAUGAGGAUUUCAUGGAGGAGGCACCAGAUAAUCAGAGUCAUACGGAUGAGUCCGAUUCAGAAUUCAGUCCUGAGUCUGAACGCAAGGAUUUGAAAGCCAGCUGUACAUCUCAGAGAACUGUUUCUUUCUAUCUGCCCCAGUUUCGGACUGCAGCCGAUAAGCCCGUCGUACAGAAAGUGAACGACAGCAUCCUUCAGCUGUGAUCUAAAAAUACGCCCCUAACUUUUUGUUUUUAAACCUUUCUGCAUACAAAGUGGAUUUCUGAUCCCAAUUAACACAUCGGUGCUUUAUUUAAGCAAUAGAACACGAGAGGGAGUGUGUUAUCGCGAAUAACAUCACGGCUGUGAUUUGGUCGCAGGCACGAACCGAAGGUGAGUGCUGUAGAUCAUCACAGCCGUGAUGUUAUUCACGAAAACACACGACCUCGAGUGUUCUAUUGCUUUUAUA
Trichomycterus rosablanca is the source of this 3511-nucleotide messenger RNA. RefSeq names its product leptin receptor (gene lepr). The transcript has 19 exons. NCBI's taxonomy places the organism in Eukaryota, Metazoa, Chordata, Actinopteri, Siluriformes, Trichomycteridae. The record is from RefSeq and is a predicted model, not a curated record. Gene Ontology annotation, molecular function: protein binding. Bases 1 to 3267 code for a protein of 1088 amino acids.